Messenger RNA from Paramecium octaurelia, 1734 nucleotides. The record is from the annotation of a GenBank genome assembly. Lineage: Eukaryota; Ciliophora; Oligohymenophorea; Peniculida; Parameciidae.
AUGAGUAGUUUUAAUACAAAAUUGAAUUUCUUAUAAUAAGAAAUUAAGCUACUUUAAGAAGAAAACACAGAGCUUAGACAUCUCCUAUAAUUAAAUAAACAGAUUCUUAAAAUCCAAGGAGGAUAAGCAAGCACAAACUAUGUAUUUUAAUUAUUGAAUUCAGUCAUUACCAAGUGUCCCAUAGUUAUCAAUCGAAGUGUGUAAGUCUGAUGCAAAUGAUUAUCAUGAUACUUAAUUCAUAAUCUCGAAUUUGAUGGAUGAAAAUAACAAACUAUUAUCCAUCAAUGAAGAAUUAAGAAAGUAGAGAGAUUAAUUGAGAGCUCAAGUAAAUUACAUAUAUUAUUUUAGAAUCUCCUAUUGCAACAAAUUGAAAUUGAAAACUCUUAAAGAAUACUCGAUAUCCAGGCUGAAAAGCAUCAGAAAUUAAUUGAUUUCUAAAAUUAAAUUCUAGGAAAAGAUAAUCAAAUCUAAGAAUUGAGUGAUUAAUUGUAGAACAUUCUCUCUAGAAAACGUCUCAAAACCAAAAUCGUAAUUAAUUUCUACUAUAGAUUAAGCAAAUACCUUUGCAAAGUGAGUACCUAAUCUUUUAAAAUCAACUUGAGACAAUGAGCAAAGCUCUCAGCUAUUACUAUUAGGAGAAUAAUCUAUUUAGGUAAGAGAAUAAAAAGAUUUCCUUAUUGUUGGAUUUAUUAACCACAGAUAAGAAUGCAGAAAAUAAAUUAAAUUCAGAAUAAAGUCCUGAUAUCAAUGAUUCAAGUUAUUACUUGGAGUCACUGCCAAUGAAAGUUAAACAACCGUCUAAUCCUAAUUAAUAAAUCACAGUACCCAAGCUCGAUCUUAAUAAAGCUCACAAGAUCCAAUAAAUUAAUGUUGAGAAACAACAGGAAUCUGAAGAAUAACAUCUUCCCAUAGAAUAGUUUCUAACCUAUGACAAAAAGAUUUAUCCAUAAACAAACGCUCAAACUCCAUGUUAAGGCAGGGGGGGAUAAUUCAUAAGUCCCAAUAAAUUGUUGAUUUAAUUGACCUCUUUGGCAGACUCAAAUAAAACUUUGAAUAAACAGCUUAAUCAAUAUAAAUAAAAGUUGCAGGAUGAAUUACUAUUAACAAAAUCGCUUGAGACCAAACUAGAUGAACUGUAUCGAUAUGUUUAAGACUUAGAAAAAACAAAUGAAAUUUUAAUAGCUUCUUAAAUAAAACUUACAAAUAAUCUUAAGAAACUAAAGGUUUUGAUUAUUACAGGUAAAAAGGAAUAAACAACAAGUAAACAUAAGUAUAAUAUGUCCAUUUAAAAUAAAGCGGAUGUAUAAAAAAAAACUAAAGAUAGAAGUAAUUCGGUAUACUGAUUUAUGAUUAAUUAAUAAAAUAUAUGAAAAAAAUUAAACAAACUAGAAAUUAAUUCUGUAUAGUCGCAUUUCUUAUAUAAGGGGUGCUUAUAAAUAAGAAUAUAAGGAGGAAGUAUCAAUCGUCAGAUUUCAAUGAAUUAUCAAUUGCUCAACAAAAGUUUUUGCUAAAGAAACUCAUAUAACAGUGUCAAUUUCUUAUUGAUAUUUAUCAAAUUGUAAAACUCACAGUUAGAUAAUUUAGAGUUAUAUGAAAUUGGGCUAGAGUAUUGUUUCAUAGUUUGUUAUUUUGGAUAAAUAUUUAUGCACGAAUUUAUGUGCCAUUUUAAUAAUAUCAAAGUUCAUGAAAUGUUAAAAUAUAUUGAUAUUAGAUAAAACAAAAUCUAACAUUUGA